AUGGAAAAAACACAAAAAGGAACGCGCAUAGGGCCGCUGCCUGGGGGUCGCCGGGGCGCGUCUGGAGCUGGCGCUGGACGCGGCAGCAUGCGGGCCGCCAGCCGAGUGCGAGGAGCUGCACGAUCACCUAGCAGCCCCUCGCAUCCAUCAUCCCCACCAGAAGGCUUGGUGUCGGCUGGGUCUUCUCGGACACAGCAAGCGGCACCCGCCGCUGGUGGAACACGUCGCAUGCGUUGGACAAAAUCCAUGAACGAAAACGCAUUGCGGGCGUACUAUAGGGCGAAAGGGAAAGAAACUGUGGGAAUAGAGUAUAGGUCUCGGAUGCAUUGCUUUUUUGCUGAGCUGGAGCCGUCUAUCCCCGUCACGGAACAAAACCUGGCAGACCGAGUUCGCCGUCGUCGAAUGAAUUGGCUAUGGCUGGAGAUGCAGCUCCACAUUCGACAGUCCAGCAUCCACACGUGGAAGCCACCAUGGAUCUUCCAGUUGUGGUUGAUUCGAACGACGAUGAAAUAG
Messenger RNA from Parnassius apollo (apollo), 513 nucleotides. The record is from the annotation of a GenBank genome assembly. NCBI's taxonomy places the organism in Eukaryota, Metazoa, Arthropoda, Insecta, Lepidoptera, Papilionidae.